GCGCUACUGACGGAGCUGUUAUUUCUCCGUGCAGGCGCGAGUGCUGAAGAGGAUGAGGAGGAGGAGGAGGAGGAGGAGGAGGAAGGGGAGGAAGGGGAAGAGGAGGAUGCCGUGGACGAAAAUGGCCAGACUCUUCAAUAUGUCAGGAAGGAAGAUGUGGUGGUGCAUCCUCUCAAGGCAUUCACUCACUACGCAGAUCUGUCUAUUUCCGAGUUCUCAGAAGAUCCUCAUAACCCAGAUGCUAUUAGUCCGCUGCCUCAUGAGGCGCUUCCACCUCACCCAGACGCUCUAGCUCACACGCCCUCCUCUCCCCGCGUUGCCGCUGAAGCCAGGCCGCGUGCGGACGAGGCCCCCCGUGAGGUUCCGACCUCGGGGACUCACGCACUCAGUGAGUCUGCCGCCCCGGAUGCCCGGCCCAAGAAGAAUUACCGCAAGUACUCGAGCACUCUUCACGUGACGCUCUCCUCGAGGAAGCCCGACCCCUCCCCCAUUGCCCCAGCCAAGCCGUUCGACUCCCAUAAAUCCGAGCCGGAUCUCCGGUCCUCUGACGCGUACGAGUCCAUCUCAAGCGGCCAGGCAAAGCAGGAGGAACCUCUCCACUCCCCCGACUCCCACGCCCCCCGUCCGGAGAGCCGGUCUGCCCCCUCCUCCGUCAGGAACUCGCUCCUGCUCGGCGACUACGACGCGAGCGACGAAGAGGACUCGGUCAGCAUCACCACCGGCAGACUGAACCUCUCCUUCAGCUCCGACGGAAUCAAUGUGAAGUCGGAGCUGGUCCAGACGGAGCAGGUCGCGGCGUCCGAGCACGAGGCGGCGCUGGGGAAGGGGGCGUUGGGUGACGAGGACGAGGACAGCACGGAAACAUGUGUCAGUAAUCCUUUAGAGGCGGACGGAUCGUUGGAAGAAAGGGUUAGGAUGGCAGAGCGGAGUGACAAAAAGCCCGGCGAGGUGUCGAGGUUCGAGGAGCCCGGGAUGGCCCAGACACGCCCGGGCCCCGUCACCAUGCAGAAGGCCACCGCCAUCGUGGGCAAGGCCAUCGCGAAGGCCAUGGCGCGCGAGACCUCCGUCAGGGAGUCGCUCAGCAGGUCGGUGACGCCUGAGAUCGGUGACGCCCCCAUGGUCACGCCUGAGCCGUCGGAAGAGGAGGAGGAGACUGUUGGCCAGGCUCCGAUUACCGAUUCUGAAGAUGACGAUCACCUGCGCACUCUAGACACCAUCCCUGAAGAAGAGGAGAUUAGUGAAAUGACUGAAUCGGGCCGGAUCAUUUCUAGAUCAGCGUCUAAGAAUCUGUUCCUUCCCUUCAACCCAACGGACGUUGUCCACCUGAACGCCGUCGGCCGCGGCGCGGCAGCUGCUGGUACUGCCUCCCCAAGACCAACUGCCUCCAGCACCGCCAAGGCCGCGUCGGACGAGAAGGGCGGCACCCCCUCGGAGGCCGGACGCCCUGCCAGCAUCCCGGAGCGUGCCGAUGAGAGCGUGUCCGAGGCGCCGCACAACUAUUACAACGACCCUAAGUACAACUACUACAACGCCGCCGCUGGAGCGGAAGACGCCCCCGCCGAGGAGCCGCCAGUCAAGCUCGCUCCCAACGAUUACGAGACCAUGUACGAGGUCAAGCGAGAGCUGGACAGUUUGCGCGACACCAGCGAUGUCACGAUGGGGAAACUCAAUGCCCUCAUCACAAACGAAGCCCAAGACGCGCGCGACAACGACGACGAAGGUAUCUAUUACGAGGAGGUCGUCCUGAAAUCAGGCAUCGACCCUUCCUCUCAGGCAAAGACCGAAGCUGGGAGUGAACCUUCCACCACUACACCCUCCCGCAGGCGCCGUCGCAGGCGUCGACGUGGUCGUGGUCAGGGUGAGGGCGGCGAGGCAGGAGCGUCCAGAGCAGACCAAAGUGAACCUUCCGCGCCUGCGUCGUCGUCGUUAUCGUCCGCACCGCCCCCUCAGGCGCCAGCCGACACUUCACCGCCUCCGCCCGAAACGACGCCCUCAGCGUCGCCUGCGGAGUCUUCACCGGCACAAGCUGAAGCCGAGGCGUCACCGUCUGCGUCCAAUCCGGAGCUGCCUGAACCAGCCGAGACGCCAGCAGAUGCUGCGACUACCAAGGCCGCGGGCGGACGCCGACGGACCAAGUUAUCAGACAGUAAGACUUAUUCCAUGAUAGAAAUCGUGUCGACCAAGACCAAGGAGGAGGCCGCGGACUCUUCUCAGCCUGCGGAAGGAGCCGCCUCUACAGCCGCAGGGACUUACACCCGCCGCAGGAGACCCGGAACGGCCGCCGGCGCAGACGACGCAGGAUCAUCAUCGACGACCAACCAGUCCUCUGACUACGCCGCUGCCACUGCCUCGACGACCUCUUCGACGAGGACGAGGUCGAAGGCGAGGGUCUCGGAGUCAUCAGGAGACUCGGAAGACGAUGACCGUCCGUCGAGGGUGAGCGAGGAGGAUCCCUCAAAGAUCCCUCAUCUCUUGGUCCAGGUAACACGGCCUUAAUGCUUCUCACAGCUUCGCCCUCCAGUAACCAAGAGACAGACACCGAGUCUGCUCUCAGUGCAAACAUUUUUUCAUGUCUUUUCUUUUCUUUCCUUUUCUUUUUCUUUUUCUUUAUUUUGUUCCUCAAGUUCCUCCCCAUGUAUUUAAUUCUCUCGGCACGCCGGUAUUUUUUUCUCUCUCUCGCUCUGCGUAUAAACUAAUUUCUUUUCUUUUUUUAUUCAUUAACUUAUUGAGUUCCCUUUGGAGUCGAAUUGUCCGACACGAGAGCAGACUCGAUGACUUGUCUAAUGAGUGACUAUCGCCAUGCAUGCACUUUUUUAUUAUUAAGUUUCUUCUUUCAAAUUCAUAAGUGAAAUUGAAUAAGAAUAGAUCGUAAUAAAUUGAUAGUUUUUCCGUAGUCGAACAACGUUGCCACUUACACAGAAGUACUACUCUCUUUGCCACUAUAUCAAGAAUGCGCAGUAGGCAUAAAAUCACAGUUUUCUCUAUCGUAUAUUCUUCAGUAUUUCUUCCUUGAUGUAAAGAUAGCAAUUCUAAAUGUCAAAAAAUAUAUUCAGUUGCUGAAGUAAAAAUUACUAUCGCUAGGCGUCUGUAGCAUCUGUUGUAGUUGUUUGCAGUCUUAAGAGUGACCAAAAUACCGCUGACCUGUGACCUCGAGCACACCGACCGAGGGACAGGUAAGCUAAUGAGAGUGAUUCAAACCGCUUCCUCGCGAAUUCACAGUAGCUGUUCUAGCGGACUUCCAACACGAUUCUAGACUCGUGGUAGAGUUAUGUAGAAAAAAAGAAAUAUGAAGUAGACAUUUUGGCUCCGGUGUAUUUUCAGUUGCGGGCUGUGUGUUCCGUUUUGGUUCAGUGUUGUCUCUAUCGAUUCGGCUAACCCACAAUGAUCCAUCAAUAUAUUUUUUUCUAGAUUUCCUUUUUUUUCUUUUCUCUUUUGUUAUUAAUACGACAUUAUUUUUUCUCUUUUUUUCUUUUGUACAUUUCCAUUUUCAUUUUUGUGAUUUGAUAUGUCGACCAUACAAUAUUUUUUUUUAGAUUAUCAAAAUCUGUCUCAUCUUCAUAUGCACAUCUCAUUUCCACUUUAUUUGUUUAUUGAUUUUCCCUUUUUAUUGUGUUUCGCACAUGUUCAAAAGCUCACAUAUUCACCAUAUUUUUUCUUUCUUUUUCCCCCUUGCACGGUGUAGCUUCCUCAACUGAUUGACCAGGUUCGUACAUAUGCUACACAUCCUAUAAUCGUUUUCUGUUUGUUUGUUUGUUUUUAUGUUAUUGUUUAUGUUUUUGUUUUUAUGUGUUGUAUAUAGGGCACUGUCAUCUUGCGAUUCAGAUAUGAAAGACAGUGUAUAUCCAAGGGCCGUUCUUCUUUUCCUUCCUUCAAGCUUAUUUGAGAGAAUGGGAGAGAGAGAAG
This is a messenger RNA of Penaeus indicus, 3903 nucleotides long. RefSeq names its product serine-rich adhesin for platelets-like. The transcript is spliced from 7 exons. The record is from RefSeq and is a predicted model, not a curated record. The annotation marks the transcript as partial. Lineage: Eukaryota; Metazoa; Arthropoda; Malacostraca; Decapoda; Penaeidae.